Messenger RNA from Poecilia reticulata (guppy), 1564 nucleotides. NCBI's taxonomy places the organism in Eukaryota, Metazoa, Chordata, Actinopteri, Cyprinodontiformes, Poeciliidae. The record is from RefSeq and is a predicted model, not a curated record.
CGUGACGUCAUAACCCGGAAGUAGUGGAAAGAAAGUUGAAAAAUGGCUCGCAGUGUGUUGUGUAGAGGUAUUUCUAUAUUUCAGCUCAGCAGGAGGAUACCGCUGCUGUCCGCUCCUCGGUGUUACUCCCAGUCGGAACCGGAACCGCUGACUCUGAGGGAACAGAAGCACGGAAUCAGGAGGAUCAUUUUAAACAACCCUAAGAAGAGGAACGCUCUGUCCUUGUCCAUGCUGGAAGCCCUCAGAGAGAACAUCCUGACUGACGUUGAUGGCGAAGAUCUCAGAGUCAUCAUCAUAUCAGCCAAAGGUCCGGUGUUCUCGUCGGGACACGACCUGAAGGAGCUGACGUCCACUCAGGGCCCAGAAUACCACACCAAGGUGUUUCAAACCUGCUCAGAGGUGAUGACUCUGAUACAAGACCUCCCUAUUCCAGUUAUCGCCAUGGUGAACGGCGUUGCCACGGCAGCCGGUUGCCAGCUGGUCGCCAGCUGUGACAUCGCAGUUGCGACCGAGAAAUCCACCUUUGCCACUCCAGGCGUCAACGUGGGUCUGUUCUGCUCGACGCCGGCGGUGGCCAUCGGCAGAGCGGUGCCAAGAAAGGUUGCCAUGGAGAUGCUGCUGACAGGCUCUCCUAUCUCAGCCCGUGAUGCCCUGUUGCAUGGCCUGAUUAGCAAGGUGGUGCCAGAGGAGCGGUUGGAGGAGGAGACAUUAGCCAUCGCCCAGCGAGUGUGUCAGUCCAGUCGACCUGUUGUAGCUCUUGGCAAGGCCACAUUCCACAGACAAAUGGCUCAAGGCAGAGACGCAGCAUAUGCCACUGCCUCCAAGGUGAUGGUGGACAACCUGGCUCUUAGAGAUGGACAGGAGGGGAUCCAGGCCUUCUUAGAGAAACGCAAACCUGUGUGGAGUCAUAAACCUGAACAAGUUCAUGACUGACCCACUCUGGGAGAGGUUAUGUCUUAGUAAACAUCUUUAUUAGUAUAGAGUGAUCUUUGGUCACUAAUUGAAAUUGCCUAUUGGAGCAAUUUGCAGCAUGAUAAAGAGCUAAGUUUAAAUAUUUUUUUCAAUUCACCCAAACAUUACAUCUGUUUUGCCCAGACAGAACUUCAGAACCAUUUUGUGCCUUAAGAGCUGCAGAAACAAUCCACUGUGGAUGCUUUUGUAGAAGUUUUACAUUCAUGUUGCUCUUUGAAAGAGAAAUUAUAGGUUACCUUGAUUUGACGGUUUUCUGUACUAUCAAAGUUUGAUUCAUGAUGAAAAUGAAUAAGAACUGUUCCGUAAUGUUUAACAGCAGAACAAUCAGUAAAGGUUUUGUAGCAGUAGUUUUCUGAUUGAAAAAGUCACAAAAGCCUGAGGGCUGCUGAAUGGUGUUACACUAAUCAGUGGCAUAAUCAGAACAAUACUUUAUACGACAUAAAUAUAUAUAUAACAUAGUACGCUAAUGCUUAAAUAUAUUUAAUUUAUAAUUGUAAUAUUUGUUUCUGGUGUACUUGUGCAGCUUUAUGUAGCUGUUCCUGUAAGCAUUGUAAAUUAUAAUGUAAUUCAGAAUAAAUUUUUUUAGCAAAGA